AUGAGUUCUGCAUCGAAUGGGCGCAAAAACCGCCCCAGAUCGGCCGGGAACAUCUUCCAGAUCGGCAAGCCUCCUUACCGAGACCCACAGAGGAGGGAGAGCACCGAAAGUACCCGCAAAGCCCAGCGAGCCGUGGCCGACUGCAGAAUGAUCGUCCAGGAAUUCAAUACACUCGUGGCUUUGUACCGUGAGCUUGUCAUCUCCAUUGGUGAGAUCACCGUCGACUGUCCUUCCUUACGGGCUGAAAUGCUGAAGACCCGAACUAAAGGCUGCGAAAUGGCGAGAGCUGCUCACCACAGCCUCUCCUUGAUAUCGGGGCCAGAGGAUGGGGAGAUCCACCCUGAGAUCUGUAGACUGUUCAUCCAGCUGCAGUGCUGUCUGGAGAUGUACAUCACAGAGAUGUUAAAAUCUGUCUGCUUGCUGGGAUCCCUGCAGCUCCAUCGGAAAGGUAAGGAUUCAUGUGGUCCUCCUGGGGUCGACAGUAAGACUGAGGAGAGCUCAGACAUCCCCAUCCUGGAGGACACCUCUUCCUCCCCCACUGACUGUCCUCAGCUCUGCUGGCUGGUGGCCACUGACAUAGAAAACAUAGAAAAGGAUAUGAGGGAGAUGAAGAACCUUCUCAGUAAACUCAGGGAGACAAUGCCUUUACCACUGAAGAACCAAGAUGACAGCAGUUUGCUGAACCUGACUCCCUACCCGCUUGUCCGACAGAGGAAGAGGCGGUUCUUUGGGCUCUGUUGCCUGGUAACCAGCUAAGGGCCCCGCCUUUGUGGGUAGGAGGCAGCAACAAAGACACCAUUACCCACUGUCCUUUACCACUUGUGUCUCCCACCAAUCUAUUACUGCCAUUUUCAAAUAAAUUGUCUCUUUCUUCUUUUUUUUUUUAAAGGCUGCCCAUUUUAUAAUUUUAUUUUGUAAUACAAAGAAGAAUUGUAACUGCAAUGUAAUGAAAAACAAAAGUCAUGAACAUAUAUUUUAAGAUAUUUUGCAACAGAUUCUCCCUUUUUUGGUAAAUGAAGUCAGAUAUCUGCUUGUCUAAUGUAAAAGCGAAUGAGAGGUCAUCUGAAAACAGUGUCAAUGUUCAAUUACUUCCAUAAGCCUGAGUGACUGAAAUGGCAAUUCAUGUUUUAAAAAAGGGAAUAUAAAUGUCUGUUUUGUCAGAAAUCAUGUGAUAACUUAUGAAUAGACGCCGUUCGAAUAUUUGAGGAUGGCACUUGCAAAGACAAAGUUAUAUCUUCGUCUGUCUACGCCGAGAUGACAGGUUUGUGCAGAAUAAGUUUGUUGUGUAUUACAGUCUCUGUUUUCUGUUUCUUGCUGUUUUUCUUCUCAAUGUACUUAAUUUAGUCUUCCAUAAACCAAGAACCUGUACCCAACUUAAACUUUCCAGCUUCGAAAAGGAAUAUAUGAUACACUACUCAAAAGAAAACUUCUUUGCACACAAUAUCUAUCCAUAAAUUGACAUUAGACUUGUAUAUACACAUACUCUUAACACAAUGCUCUCUGAAUUAUUUUCAAAGUUGGAGGUGGUUAGCAAAGAAUCUGCCUGUUGAUAUGAGCUGGGAGGAUUUCUCUCUGUCUGAGGCAGUCAGAGGGCAGGAAGUUUGGUUUAUUAAAGAGGUUGAUCAAUGAUUAUGGCACGGUGAAGAUACAGUAGUCAAAGCUGAUAUAGGUCAUUUUACAUUGUUAAUAAAACUUUUGUUAUUGAAACUUAA
Molecule: messenger RNA, 1712 nt
Organism: Amphiprion ocellaris (clown anemonefish)
Lineage: Eukaryota; Metazoa; Chordata; Actinopteri; Pomacentridae
Gene: rgs7bpa
Product: regulator of G protein signaling 7 binding protein a
Exons: 6
Coding region: 1-756 (251 amino acids)
Biological process (GO): G protein-coupled receptor signaling pathway
Cellular component (GO): nucleus; postsynapse; neuron projection
Source: RefSeq, a predicted model, not a curated record